AUGGGUUUCUUAGUUUCUCUCUUCAAACAGAAGGGUUUUGUUAUUUUCUUGAAUCUCUCGUUUCUCUCACUGGCUUGUGCUUUUUUAGCGAUUCGAUUUCACUAUCCAGAAGAAACCCAAUUCCGUGUUCUUAACAAGAGCUUCAGAAAACUCCAUGGCACUGCUCAGGAAGAUUGCCGGAAUUUUAUUGGUCUACCUGACUUUGAAGCUAAGUGCUCUGUUCUUAAAUCCAACAACCCUUGUAACACCCAAGGCUAUAUAGAUUAUCUUUAUGUUUUCUAUUGUCAGUAUGGAAGUUUUAGCAUUCUGGGCUAUACUCUGUUGUUUCUGUGGCUUCUUGUGUUGUUCUAUCUUUUGGGUAACACUGCUUCUGAAUACUUUUGCUCUUCCCUUGAGAGUUUGUCGAAAUUGUUGAAUCUAUCCCCAACAAUUGCUGGUGUUACUCUGCUUUCUUUGGGGAAUGGCGCACCUGAUGUUUUUUCCAGCCUUGUUGCUUUCAUGGGAGAUGGAACUACUGAUAUUGGCUUGAAUACUGUUCUUGGUGGAGCCUCGUUUGUUACCUGCGUCGUUGUCGGAAUCAUAAGCAUUUUGCUGCGUUUUCGACGGAUUAAGGUUAAUAGGGUUGCCUUCAUUAGAGAUGUUUUGUUCUUCCUCUUGGUUCUUUUGUCUGUUUUUUUUAUAUUGCUUCAUGGACAUAUCAAUCUGUGGGGUUCCCUUGCCUUUUCUUCCAUGUAUCUUGUUUAUGUUUUGGUUGUUUAUGUCUCCCAUGCCCAAUGGCUGAGUUUGAGGAGGGAUAUUUUCCAACCCCUUUUGAAAGAGCCACCAAAGGAUGAGUCUGAGGGCCAAAAUGACGAUGACGACAACGACGACGGUGUUAGAAUCGACGUAUACGAUGUCUGUUUUUGUCCUAGUUUUUCGCCUUCUUGUGUUUUUUUCCUUCGCCUUCUUGAGAUUCCUCUUUACUUGCCUAGAAGGCUGACAAUUCCCACUAUUGCUGAAGAAAACUGGUGUAGAUUGUAUGCAGUUGCUUCAGUGACAUUAGCUCCCAUUCUCUUAGCUUUUCUAUGGGCAUUUCACCACCAGAUCGAUAUGUCUCGGUCGAACGUAAUCAUCUGCAUCGUCGCCUUGCUGGUCGGAGUUAGUUUUGGAAUUGUUGCAUUUGUGACAACUGAGAAUUCAAGCCCACCAAAGAAGUGGCUGUUCCCAUGGCUUGCAGCUGGGUUCACCAUGAGUUUAACAUGGAGUUAUAUUAUAGCUCAGGAACUGGUAGGGCUAUUGGUUUCACUUGGCUACAUAAUGGGCAUAAGCCCUUCAAUUCUAGGACUGACCUUCCUGGCUUGGGGAAACUCUCUUGGGGAUUUAGUUUCCAAUGUGACCGUGUCCUUGAACGGCGGGCAGCGAGGCGCCCAAAUAGCCAUCUCCGGCUGCUACGCCGGCCCCAUCUUCAGUACGCUGUUCGGCCUUGGGAUGUCCCUUGUCAGCGCUUCAUGGAAGAAGUAUCCUGAGCCGGUGGCCAUCCCGGCUGACCCGUACGUGAUGGAGACAUUGGGGCUGUUGGUAGGAGGGCUGCUAUGGGCGCUUGUAAGUUUGCCAAGGAGAGAGAUGAGGGUUGAUGCAGUGUUGGGAGGAGGCCUUCUGGCUAUCUAUUUGACCUCUUUGCUCUUAAGAGUGUUGCAAGCUCUUGGGUCUUCCCAUUAGAACCAUUUUUGACACUCAACUCUUACU
Molecule: messenger RNA, 1725 nt
Organism: Cucurbita pepo subsp. pepo (vegetable marrow)
Lineage: Eukaryota; Viridiplantae; Streptophyta; Magnoliopsida; Cucurbitales; Cucurbitaceae
Source: RefSeq, a predicted model, not a curated record